AAGCCAGGCCAGGCAACCCACAACACAAGGAGAAGGGGAAGGGCGGCGAGGGAAGGGCUCCGCGUCGUGUCCCUUCUCUUCCUCCUCCUCCUCCUCCUCUCUCCAACACCCCAUCCAUCAGCGCUGCCCUCCGCAUUGCUCUUGAUCCCAUCCAGUACAUCGAUUCUCCCCCCAAGAUCAAAGGCCGGAGGAGGAAGAAAGGUUAGGGAGUCGGCCAUGGGAUGCUUUUCAUGCUGCUGUGUGGCAGAUGACGACAACGUUGGCAGGAGGAAGAAGCAUGACGAUCCCUAUGUUCCUAUCCCUGCUCAUGUUUAUAAUUUUGGACCUAGCCGGUUCCCAGCCCCAACCCCUGUCAUCUCCACUGGCAGAGCUCAGCCAAUUGCAGUACCGGCCAUUCAUCUGGAAGAGCUGAAGGAAAUUACAAAAAACUUCAGCAGUGAUGCCCUCAUUGGCGAGGGCUCGUAUGCCAGAGUCUAUUUUGGUGUGCUGAAAGAUGGGACGAAAUCUGCAGUGAAGAAGCUUGACUCCAGCAAACAGCCUGAUCAAGAAUUCCUUGUGCAGGUUUCAGCUGUCUCAAGAUUGAAGCAUGAGAAUGUUGUCCAACUCGUCGGAUACUGCGCCGAAGGGAGCACCCGCGUCCUUGCUUAUGAGUAUGCAACUAGGGGAUCAUUGCAUGAUAUCCUCCAUGGUAAAAAGGGUGUCAAAGGAGCCCAGCCAGGGCCAGUCCUGUCAUGGAUGCAGCGAGCUAGGAUUGCCGUAUGUGCUGCUCGGGGUCUCGAGUUCCUCCACGAGAAGGCCGAUCCUCGAGUGGUCCACCGCGACAUCAAGUCAAGCAACAUACUGCUCUUUGACCAUGAUGUUGCGAAGAUCGGGGACUUCGACAUCUCAAACCAGGCCCCUGACAUGGCUGCGCGCCUCCACUCUACUCGCGUUCUUGGCACCUUUGGCUACCAUGCACCAGAAUAUGCCAUGACUGGACAGCUUAGCACGAAGAGUGAUGUCUACAGCUUUGGAGUUGUGCUGCUGGAGCUUUUAACCGGUCGCAAGCCAGUUGACCACACACUGCCCCGUGGCCAGCAGAGCCUUGUGACAUGGGCUACACCGAGGCUUAGUGAAGACAAGGUGAGGCAAUGCGUCGAUCCAAGGCUCGGAGACGAAUACCCUCCAAAGGCUGUAGCCAAGAUGGCUGCUGUGGCCGCCCUCUGCGUGCAAUACGAGGGUGAAUUCCGUCCCAACAUGAGCAUCGUCGUCAAGGCUCUGAACCCCUUGCUGCACAGCCGGUCUGGCAACCGCCCUACUGCCUCGUCGGCCUCCCACGCUGCCGAGCGAUCCGGACUGUGAUUUCUCAUCGCUGCGACAACUUUGGGUUCACGAAAAAGGACCGUCUUGUGGAGCGUUGGUGUUGCUGUGUCGUGACUGCCAAAGCCUUGGCGCAGAGAAGAGCUUUGCCAUGCAGCUGUGUAUUGUAAAUUGUUUUGUAAGCGAUGCGCCUCCUGGUUUGUGUGCCCUGUCAUCAUCCUAUUCUAUUCUAGAAAAUGGUGUACGAUGGAUCAUGGAUGAUACCAACUAUUUGGUCUCUUUUGGAAUGCGAAAAUGCAGCACUUGGCUUC
Molecule: messenger RNA, 1610 nt
Organism: Zea mays
Lineage: Eukaryota; Viridiplantae; Streptophyta; Magnoliopsida; Poales; Poaceae
Product: Pti1 protein
Exons: 8
Coding region: 217-1341 (374 amino acids)
Biological process (GO): protein phosphorylation
Molecular function (GO): protein kinase activity; ATP binding
Source: RefSeq, marked validated